AUGUUCCGUGUCGGCGAGAGAGUGCCUCUAAAAGGAAAUCUUUCCAACUCCAUCGCAAUGUCCCGACGACGGAAAACUGGCAACAGGGUGGAAGAAGAGCUCCCUCUUUUGCUGGUGAAUGAAGAUGGCAGUAUUUCGUUUCCCUUUGCCAAUUUUUUGUUGGUGGGGAUUCUCUUGACCGCAUUGGGACGCUGGCUAUGGGGGGCGGGGAUUGCCGUGAUGGGUUUGACCUUUGCUGUGUGUCAUUCGGCCAUGGAUCAGAUGAUUUGUGUGAAGAAGACAAACAAUCAAUCCGAUACAACAUUCUGA
Molecule: messenger RNA, 309 nt
Organism: Seminavis robusta
Lineage: Eukaryota; Bacillariophyta; Bacillariophyceae; Naviculales; Naviculaceae
Source: the annotation of a GenBank genome assembly